AUGCAGAAAUCGGCGAUGAGUGGGCGAUUUUCGAUACAGACUCUUGGGCUUGGAUGUCACUCAAUUGAUGAAAAUAAUAAUCCCUUUCGUCUGGGCCAGGUUUUGAAAAGCUACAGAGCAGAUGAUACAAGGACACGACCUGCCGGGAGACAAUCGGACUUUGACACUGCUGGGACAGAUUACAACAUCCAGCAUUACUCUUUUCGCCCACGUCUUCCCGCGACCAGAGCUGAGAACCGUGGAGAGAAGCAGCAUCGCUAUCACUGA
Messenger RNA from Uncinocarpus reesii 1704, 267 nucleotides. RefSeq lists its product as uncharacterized. The transcript has a single exon. The record is from RefSeq and is a predicted model, not a curated record. The coding region runs from base 1 to 267 and encodes 88 amino acids. NCBI's taxonomy places the organism in Eukaryota, Fungi, Ascomycota, Eurotiomycetes, Onygenales, Onygenaceae.